CCCAAGUGAAUUCUCGCCACUUUUUCUGUCCCCUGAUCAAAGGGGAUCAAAGUUGGAAUAUGUGAUGCCAUCAAUCUAUAGCCUCAUCCACUUUACCUCAUCGUCCAUUCAACUCCGCACUUGCCCUCUAGGCCUGUUGCUCCAUUGUCGAUGGUGUGAACUGCCUGCUCUUCUCUGCCACAACUAUGCCUUCCGUCGCUUUCUUGAGCUCCGAAGUUGUCUCUACCCGUACUCUCUAUGACCGUGCUCAACAGUCGGAGCCGCCUGGCCCCAAACCCAAGACCCCCAUGAUCGCAGGGGCCACCAUCGGCAGCGUUAUGGGCGUGGCCUACUUAAUUGGAUUCACUAUCUACUUCUACAAACGCUGGAAACGCAAGAAACUCAACCGACAGAUCGAAGCGGGCCAAGCCACGCCGAAAGUCCGCCCCGAGCCCAAGGAGAAGGUCGUGAUUCCUCCUGACCCCGCUGUGCUCCUUGGCCAACACGAAGGCGGAGAAAAUCUGUCGGCGGCGCGGUGAACGGGGCUACAGGGUCGACGUCGCACCUUGUGGGGUCGGAUAUGGCAGAGAAGAGUCGAAUGUCGGAGGAGGAGGGGCCGUCGACCGGUGUGCUAUGAUUACUUGGACGAUAUAUUGCGUACAUUCCUACUUAUUUCCAGUUCAUAUCUUACACUCUCGGUCGAUGAAUCAAUCAGUCGCAGUAAGCACCCAUGCUGGCCGGCUGCGGAGUACAUCAGACAAGGUUACAAGCGCAGUAUCCGCCAUGCGACUCACGGCUACGUCCCUCGCAUACCGCA
Mycena citricolor is the source of this 796-nucleotide messenger RNA. The record is from the annotation of a GenBank genome assembly. NCBI's taxonomy places the organism in Eukaryota, Fungi, Basidiomycota, Agaricomycetes, Agaricales, Mycenaceae.